CUCCACAAACUCGCAACCGUUUCCCGCGUUAUCUGCUCGAUCGAUCUCCUCACCUCUCUCUCUUGAUCGAUCGAUUAAUUACACACCCCACUUAUAUUCUUCUCAUCGAUCUCGGCUCUCUUCUUCUCGAUCGAUCGAGCAUUAUUAAUUGCGACACAUGCAUGGAGUUGCAGCUGCCUCUAUAUCUGAUCUGAUUAUCAUCUGUCCCUGUCAGAUUCCGGUUGUUUGGUUGGUCGAUUUCGUGUUUUGAAGAGGUCGUCGUGUUCUUUUUGAUUUUUUUUUUCUUCUUGUUUUUUGUUUUGAUUGAUUGAUCUCCCGGGCUACUGGGUCAAGGAGGAGCAGUGCGUGUUCAGAUCUCUUUGGCGAUAAGGUCUUCGCCGUUGCAUCAGCAUCGCGUUUAAUUCCACUCGGUUUCUUGGUUAAGGUCGUGAUCGAUAUUUUGAUCAUAUUCUGAUUUUUAUUUUGUUUUUGAUUUUUGAUUUUUCGUCUUUGAAAUCGGUCACAUCGGGUCUCCCUAUUCCUCGCAAGUUCUUUGAGAGAGAUUGGUUCUUGGCUGCUUAUAAUUCCAUAUAAAUUACAAGAGUUUUGGUGAGAGCGAACCAUGAAAAUUCUGUAGCGUGGUGCGGCGGCGGUGGGUGUCAUGCCGGCGAGCACCAUGGGCGGCGGCGGCGGAGGAGGUCGAGGAGGAGGUGAUCAUCACUCGCCGACGUCGGGGAAGACGCCGCGGGGGGACUACUCCGCGCUGGCGACGUCGACGCCGACGAAGCAGUCGCCGCGCUGGCCGUCGCCGUCGGCGGCGGCGUCGUCCGUCCUGCCGAGCGGCGCGGCGGCGCUGCUGGAGAGCCGGUGGGCGCUGCCGGCGGCGUUCGGCGUGUUCCUCUUCCUCGCCGUCACGCUGGCGGUCGCCACCUCGUCGCUCUCCGUCGCGGCGUCGCUCCCCGCCUUCUUCCCCGCCGCCAAGCAGCCGCUGCCGCUGCCGCCGCCGUCGCCGCCGCCAGGCGCCGGCGUGGCGAGGCUGGCCUACCUGGUGUCCGGCUCCAAGGGCGACCUCGACCGGCUAUGGCGGACGCUCCACGCGCUCUACCACCCGCGAAACCUCUACGUCGUCCACCUCGACCGGGAGGCCGCCGUGUCGGAGCGGCUCGAGCUGGCGGCGCGCGUGGCGAACAGCUCCAUGUUCCGGCGAGUCGGCAACGUGGAGGUGAUCCGCCGCUCCAACAUGGUGACCUACCGCGGCCCCACCAUGGUCGCCAACACCCUCCACGCCUGCGCCGUCCUCCUCCGACGCAGCCGCGACUGGGACUGGUUCAUCAACCUCUCCGCCUCCGACUACCCUCUCAUGACCCAAGACGAUAUCCUCCACGUGUUGUCCUCGAUCCCGAGGAACACCAACUUCAUCGAGCACACCGGCUAUCUAGGAUGGAAGGAGGGGCAGAGGGCGAGGCCGGUGAUCGUGGACCCGGGGCUGUACAUGGCGCGGAAGCAGGACAUCUUCUACGUGGAGCAGCGGCGGGAGCUGCCGACGGCGUUCAAGCUGUUCACGGGGUCGGCGUGGGUGGCGCUGAGCAGGGAUUUCGCCGAAUACGUGGUGUGGGGGUGGGACAACCUGCCGCGGACGCUGCUCAUGUACUACGCCAACUUCGUCUCCUCGCCGGAGGGCUACUUCCAGACCGUGCUCUGCAACGCGCCGCGGUUCGUGCCCACGGCGGCGAACCACGACCUCCACCACAUCCAGUGGGACACGCCGCCGCGCCAGCACCCGCACCCGCUCGCCCUCGCCGACCGCCCCGCCAUGGAGCGCAGCGGCGCCCCCUUCGCCCGCAAGUUCCCCCGCGACGACCCCGUGCUCGACGCCAUCGACGCCGACCUGCUCGGCGGCCGCGGCCGCGCCAAUGGCAAUGGCACGGCGGGCGCCGAAGGCGACAUGUUCGUCCGGGGCGGGUGGUGCGUCGGCGCCGGCGGCGGGUGCGACGAGGUCGGCGACGACUGGGUGCUCCGGCCGGGCCCCGGCGCCGCGCGGCUGGACAAGCUCAUGGACAGGAUCGUCAGGUCGGAGGCCUUCGUCAACAGCCAGUGCAAGUAGCUAAGCUAGCUUAGCUUAGCUGCGAGAGUGAUCGAGUGAGAUAAAUCACUCACUGGUUAAUCUUAAUCUGCAUCGUGUAAUUCGCUUCUUUUUUCUUCUUUUUUUUUACCCUACUGAUUUACUUGCAGGUUUGUACAAAUUCAUCAAGUUAAAACUUAAAAGCAUAUAUAUGUAUAGAGAUAGAGAGAGAAAGAGAGAGAUAAGUAUAUAGUACUUGCUAGUACUAAUUAACUGUAAUCCAUUUUCAUUAUCCCAUCUCGAAAGGACAAGGUGUUUUCUGUGGUUCUUGCUUACA
This is a messenger RNA of Oryza sativa Japonica Group (Japanese rice), 2378 nucleotides long. Its product is annotated as beta-glucuronosyltransferase GlcAT14B. The record is from RefSeq and is a predicted model, not a curated record. Gene Ontology annotation, molecular function: glucuronosyltransferase activity. Lineage: Eukaryota; Viridiplantae; Streptophyta; Magnoliopsida; Poales; Poaceae. Gene Ontology annotation, cellular component: membrane.